AUGGAGACUCCACAAGGAGGAUCCGAGAGAGACAAAUCGAACCCGACUUCUUCUCCUGCCUCCGUCGUCUCCAAUUUCUGGAAAGACUUUGAGUUGGAGAGAGAGAAAAGUGUGUUGGAUGAGCAGGGGCUUAGAAUUGCCGAAAAUCAGGAGAACAGCCAGAAAAACCGAAGGAAGCUUGCCGAGAGCACUAGAGAUUUCAAAAAGGCUUCCUCGGAUGAAAAGUUAGGGUUGUUUAAUUCUUUGCUUAAAGGGUUCCAGGAAGAAGUAGAUAAUCUUACUAAGAGAGCGAAAUUUGGAGAAAAUGCUUUUCUUAAUAUCUAUCAGAAACUUUAUGAGGCUCCAGAUCCUUAUCCUUCUCUUGCUUCAAUUGCUGAGCAAGAUUUGAAAUUGUCUGAACUAGAAUCUGAGAACCGGAAGAUGAAAGUUGAGCUAGAGGAGUUCAGGACGGAAGCAGCUCACCUAAAGAAUCAGCAGGCAACAAUAAGAAGACUUGAAGAGCGCAACCGUCAGUUAGAGCAACAGAUGGAGGAAAAAGUGAAGGAAAUUGUGGAGAUUAAGCAACGUAGUUUGGCUGAAGAGAACCAGAAAACAUUAGAGGUUUUAAAAGAAAGGGAGCAAUCAUUGCAAGAUCAAUUACGACAAGCUAAAGAAAGUGUUGGAACUAUGCAGAAAUUACAUGAACUUGCACAAAGCCAAUUGUUUGAAGUUCGUGCUCAAUCAGAGGAAGAAAGGGCAGCAAAGCAAUCAGAGGUCAAUCUUCUGAUGGAUGAAGUGGAAAGGGCACAAACACGCCUGCUUAGUCUUGAGAGGGAGAAGGGUGUCCUACGCUCUCAAUUGCAAUCAGCUAAUGAAGAGACUGAAAAUAAGAAAGGUGACAAUUCAGAUUCAAAUAGCAUUUUUGAGAGCUCUUUGAAUGCCAAAGAGAAGAUUAUCUCUGAACUUAACAUGGAACUUCACAACAUUGAAACCACAUUGACAAAUGAGCGAGAACAACACAUUAAUGAGAUCAAAAAAUUGAAUACCUUACUUCAUGAGAAGGCGUCAAAUUAUUUGGGCUGGAGAUCUCCUGAGGAAGAAGGAAGAGCUAUUGUUACAUGGAGUUUGCACUUUAGUGAUUGUUUUGACAUGGCAUGGAUGGGUAAAUGCUCAGACACAGAGAGGGAAAGGGUAAGAGAGAGAUGGGGUAGAAUGAAGGAGAGCAUAAGGGAGAAACCAUCACUUGUGAGUCCUUCUAUUUUGGAAUUUUUGAUUAAGAGACUCCUCCUGGGAUUUGGAUAUGGACUGAUCAGCCAUUCAAAAGAGUUUGAAGAAGUUGCUCUCGAGGAGAUGAAGAAAGUGCUUCAAGCAAGGCCAACUGAAAAGUUAGUUGAUGAUUUGCGUAAAAAAGUGAAAAUUUUGCAGGUAGGUGAAGCCAUUAAUUUAGUUUGGCUAUAUUGGUUAAUAAUUUAUGCUGUUAUUGUCGGCCUGAGGCUUAUCAUAGAUAAGCUCCAGAGGUCUGAAUUUGCUAUUCAAUCCGAUGCUAGAGCUCUCCUCACUUUCUGUGCCCUUCACAAUGCUGUAGGUUACAAUUCCAUUGAGGCUGAAGAUUGGGAAGUAGCUACAAGUGGCGAAGAGAUGAGCAAAAUGGAGUCGCUUCUUCUCGAUAAAAACAGGAAAAUGGAACAUGAACUCACACAGUUGAAGGUCAAACUCUCUGAGAAAGUGACUUUGCUGGAAGCAGCUGAAGGCAAGAUAACAGAGCUUACUGGGAAGGUUAACGAACAACAAAAAUUGAUACAAAAGUUGGAAGAUGAUAUAUCAAAGGGUUAUAGCUCCAAAGAUCGGAAAGGCAGUCUAUUUGAAGGUUGGGAUCUUUCGGAAGCAGGGGGAGCUGAGUUAUCUGAGAAUUCAGAUCAGAAACAUGUUUCCUCAGAUCAAGAUCAGAGUUCAAUGCUCAAGGUGAUUUGCAAUCAGCGAGAUCGAUUUAGGGCACGUUUGCAGGAGACAGAAGAGGAGGUGAGGCAAUUGAAGGAGAAGAUAGGGGUGCUAACAGCAGAGUUGGAGAAAACAAAAGCUGAUAAUGUCAAGCUAUAUGGAAAAAUACGCUAUGUCCAGGAUUACAACCUUGAGAAAGUAGUUUCUAGGGGAUCAAAGAAGCAUGUGGAGGAUCUUGAAAGUGGCUUUACCUCAGAUUUUGAAUCUAAAUACAAGAAGAUAUAUGAAGAUGAUAUAAAUCCCUUUGCUGCUUUUUCAAAGAAGGAGCGGGAUCAAAGAUACAAGGAGUUGGGUUUCAGGGAUAGAAUCACACUUAGUAGUGGACGUUUCCUUCUGGCUACUGAUCCUUUUCCCCUUAUUGACACGGUGAUAAAACUUGAAUUUGCAGCUGGUACCAUUCGUAAUCCCGAUAUUGACAAGCUCAUCCUUUAUAUUUCACAAAAGAUCACUUGA
Molecule: messenger RNA, 2430 nt
Organism: Dovyalis caffra
Lineage: Eukaryota; Viridiplantae; Streptophyta; Magnoliopsida; Malpighiales; Salicaceae
Source: the annotation of a GenBank genome assembly